This is a messenger RNA of Hermetia illucens (black soldier fly), 744 nucleotides long. Its product is annotated as ATP synthase subunit d, mitochondrial-like. NCBI's taxonomy places the organism in Eukaryota, Metazoa, Arthropoda, Insecta, Diptera, Stratiomyidae. The record is from RefSeq and is a predicted model, not a curated record. The transcript has 3 exons. The coding region runs from base 175 to 744 and encodes 189 amino acids. Gene Ontology annotation, molecular function: proton transmembrane transporter activity. Gene Ontology annotation, biological process: proton motive force-driven ATP synthesis.
GCGAAAUUGGCAAACCUUUUCCGCUAUAACAUAAAAGAAAAUUUCACUCACAACGAAUGCUAAAAUAAUUCAAAAAUCACGGAAAUUUUAAACCUAGUUUACUUUGAAACUCCAUUUUGUCAUGGAAACGUAUUCAGUAUCUAAACCCAAGGAAAACGUCAAUUAAUUGUAAUAAUGAGCUCGAAACGGGUCGUUACAACCUUCGUGAAAUACUCGGAACUAUUUAGUCGGUGUCCAAAGGAGCAGGUUAUGUACCUGCAGCAAGUCAAUGCGAAAGCCAAGUCCUAUGUUGAAAAAAUCAAUUCUCUUCCGGAGGAACUACCAAAAAUUGAUUGGGACUUUUAUAAGUCGAAAGUUCGACCAGAGUACGUGACAAUGGUGGAGGACUUCGAAAAGAAGUACACCGAGUUCCAAGUUCCUUAUCCAGAAAACGUCUAUGAGGAGGAGUUUGAAAAAAUGACGGAAGAAGUCAAGCAAGAGAUUUGCGAAUAUAAAGCAAAGUCCGAUGCUAGGAUUGAAGAUUAUGAGCGAAAAAUUUGCUAUUUGCAAGAAAUGGUGCCUUACGAUCAAAUGACUAUGGAUGAUUUCGUAGACGCCUUUCCCGAUGAAGCUCCAGAUUUCAUCAAGCGUCCAACAUUCUGGCCGCACACGCCAGACGAGCAAAUCAAGCCUAUGCCACCUGUUCCCAGUGAAGUUGAUCAUAAGGGAUCUAAAGAAAAAGAGCUAGAAAUGGAUUCGACAUAG